Thalassophryne amazonica is the source of this 3288-nucleotide messenger RNA. RefSeq names its product interleukin-20 receptor subunit alpha-like. Lineage: Eukaryota; Metazoa; Chordata; Actinopteri; Batrachoidiformes; Batrachoididae. Gene Ontology annotation, molecular function: protein binding. Bases 110 to 2434 code for a protein of 774 amino acids. The transcript has 7 exons. The record is from RefSeq and is a predicted model, not a curated record.
UUUUUACUUCCUUCUUUAAGAAGAGAGUUGAGCAGAUGUCAUCAAUGGAGAGAUGAUUUUGCGGUUGUCAGGUUUGAAAAUGAUACAGAUUUCUGCUGAAAAAUGAGCCAUGUGGUCAAUACUUAUUUGUCUCUACUUGGGAGUACUGCGCAAUACAGUCGGCUCCUUUCUUCCCAGCCCCGUCAAUGUUGUCUUUUCUUCAGUGAACUUGAAGAAUGUGUUGCAUUGGUACCCUGGUAAUAACACACCAGCCAACACAGUCUUUGCAGUCCAGUAUGCCAUCUACGGAGACACGAAAGGAACACGGAUAAAUUGGAGGGUGGUGCGUCACUGUAGAGACAUUCCUCGGAGCUGGUGUGAUCUGACCAAUGAGACAUGGGAUCUGGAGGAGGGAUACUAUGCCAGAGUUCGCGCCAUAGGCAGAAGAGCAUACUCAAAAUGGGUACUGACACAAAGGAGAUUUGAUCCCAUUUUAGACACGACUUUAGGGCCGCCGCUGGUUUCUGUGGAAAUCGAGGAUAAUACUGCCAUCAUUACUAUGAAGGGGCCAAUGAGAUAUCAACCAAACAACAUCACCCCAGAGAUUCCCAUGAAAACAUUCUACCACGAGAUGACCUACAACAUCUCUAUCCACAACACCCAUAAACACCAGAUGCGCCACAUCCUAAUGGACUCCAGUACGUACAUAUAUCGCAUGAUGGAAUACGCUACAGAAUACUGCUUCUCUGCCAGAACAAGACUCAUUUCCAUGCCUAUUUGGUGUCAACCCUCAGAAUGGCACUGCAUAACCACGCCUCCAGAUCCGCUCAUUGGCCAGCUACAGCGGGUGAUUGCAAGUAUUGUUGUUCCAUCGCUGUGCAUUUGUCUGCUGUCGGUGGGCGGCUACUUUCUGUUUAACUACCUGACAGGAAAAGGCAAGAGCAACCCAGAUAUACUGGCGGACACGCAUGCAUUUCACCAUUAUCCUCCCAUAUUAUCUUUUGAGAAGACCAACUUCAUCUCCACCUCUGUCAUGAAAGACCAGCCAACACUGGGAACAUGCAGCUACAUGCGACAAUCCUCAUGUUCCCAGCAAAAGCAGCAUAUUCGGGAUUCUCCACCAGUACACAGUUCCUACGGACCACCAUCAGAGCUUGAGGAACCCUUGGAGGAAGAGGUAAAAGACUAUGGAUUUGUACAAGCAGCUCUCCAAAUCAGUGUGGGAGAAGAAGGAGAGAGGAAUGAAGAUGUAUUUCAAAGUAGUUAUGAGAUCAAAGAGAGAAUAACUGUAGCUCUUCACUCUAUUGAAGUUGCUACUCUGCUAAACACAUCAAUGAGCGCUGACAGGCACACCGAUAUGACCAAGUGUGUGGAGAUGCAACCACUCUCACAAGUGGGUCCAGUUUUUUUCCCUCAAUCUCAAGCAUCAGCGACAGCUCUUCAGGGAGAAAUGGCCACGGAGAAGGACUCUCAAGAGUGCCUGGUCAUAAAUAUAAAGAAGGAUCCUACAACAGGCUCCUUUAAGUUUCUGUUGGAUCUACAAGGAAAGCCUGAGAAAGGGAUGAUGAAGGUAACGGAAGGAGCGACGGAGAAAGAGAUGGUUGAAAAGGUCAAUGAAAUAGUACAUGCAGGUGCUCCGAAGAAUAUGGAGUGUGAGAAGGCGCCAUUUCUUUCCAGCUAUGCUUUACAGCACAUACCGAACGGCCAUGUUGACCAGCCAGACUGUUUGCCAGAUGACUACGGUAUUCUUAGACUGGCCACCGAGCAGGGAAUGGAAAAAGAAGAAGAGGAGGAGGAAGAGGAAGAGAUGGUUGGAGUGGUAGAUGAAAUAACACAUGCAGCUGUGGCAAAAAAUGCAGAGUUCGAGAGGGCGCCGCUUCUUUCCGGCUAUGCCUCACAGCACAUACCGAACCACCAUGUUGACCAACCAGACGGUUUGCCAGAUGACUACGGUAUUCUUAGAUUGGCCACCGAGCAGGGAAUGGAAAAAAAAGAAGAGGAGGAGGAGAAGGAGAUGAUUGGAGUGGUACAUGAAAUAACACAUGCAACUGUAGCAAAAAACGCAGAGUUCGAGAGGGCGCCACUUCUUUCCGGCUAUGCCUCACAGCACAUACCGAACUGCCAUGUUGACCAGCCAGACGGUUUGCCAGAUGACUACGGUAUUCUUAUAUUGGCCACCGAGCAGGGAAUGGAAAAAGAAGAAGAGGAGGAAGAAGCGAUGGAUGAGGGAACUUAUAAAUGGGCUCCAGAGACAGGGAACCCAAUGCUGGCACAGAUAGAGGAGUCAACUAGAGGUGGAAGUUUGAAGGACGUGGCGCAGGGAGAGAAAGAGAGGGGAGAAGAAGAGGAGACGCAGCCCACCGAGAGCAGACUGAGGCUGGAUGGUGUAUUUUCAAGACAAUGGGUGGAUGACCUCAUGGCCAAAUGGGACUUGGUGAUCUCACUAGCCCAAUAGAUGAUCAAAAUCAUAUUCACAAUCCUCUUUGAAAGGUUUCACGUGACAAGGCAUAAUUAUACUACUCAGAACAGCAAUUUUAUGGUCAUAGAAUUACAAUGACAGCAAAAUUUGGACAUAUUUAGCUUACUAUUCUGCUACCAUAGAAUUACCAAAAUAUUAUCAUUUGAAUGAUAUUUACAGGAGAGGAGACCCCCUCAUUGAGGUUGACAUGUUGUCCCAAUAGAGAUAAAUAAACAUUAGAGAAGAUACUGAGCAAAUUUCAUCUGCCAUCCUAGGACAGGGAUUGUUACAACUUUGUGAUCCACUGUUUUACUGACAAAAACACAAAGAUCCACAACUCAAAGUUGAUAACCAUCAGAUAAAUUUGUUGCAUAAAAUCAGCCAUCUGGCAGAUGUGGCAAAUACAACAAAAAUCUAAUCCACAUGUUCCAUUAAGAUGUUUGACAAUGAGUAAAGAACAAACCAGUUGACAAACUGUGUUCACAAGCAAGAUGGUGUUUAAGCAUAGCUAGAAUGUUUAAAGAAUUUAGCUGUGAUUCUUAUUUAAGUCAAAAUAACUGGCAUUUUUAUAAACUGCAUUAUCUAAAGAAAGUAUCACAUGCAAUUGUAUUUAGAAAAAAAUAGCUAACCAACAAUUAUGUUAGAGAACAAACAUAACCAAAACAGUAUUCAAAACUGGUUAAUAAGAGAAACUAAGCCCAUGAAACAGGACGGUUUCACCAGGAAACUAUAUACACACACAUACACACAUAUGCACAAAUUCAGUAAAAAAAAACCAAAAACAAACAAAAAACCCACAUACGAAUAUAUGCAAAUUUUUGAUUAAAAUUUUAUCAUUAAAUUUUUUUCAU